AUGACUUACUUUUUAUUGAAGUUUCUAUUCUUAAUUCUUUGUAUUGUGCAUUCAAAGAGUGAUAUUUAUAAAAAUCGACCAAAAAUUACAACAGCCGAUGGUGAUUUAAUAAUUGAAUCUUCCUACAAUAAAAAUAUAUAUUUAAAACCAAAUGGACCAAGAUCAAGUAUUUUUGUUGGAAACAUUAAUUUACUGGACAUUAAUAUUACCAAGAAAGAAGAAAUUUGGAAGCCAUCCGUUGAAUACAGAGAUAGUGACCGAGGUAAUAAAAUUGGAGAUCUCAAUGAUAUUAUAGGAAGAAUUGAACGCUUGGAAAGUUUUAGUACCACAUUGCCUUCUACUAUUUCUUUAAAUGUCACUUACCUCACACGACAAAUUAAUACAUUAAGAAACAGGAUACGCACCAUUCAGAGUUUAAUUAAUAGAAAAGGAAAGGAUGAAUGUCAGUCACAUCCUUGUGAGAACGGCGGGACGUGUUUAAAUCUUGUCAAUGGAUAUUAUUGCUUAUGUCCGUCCAAUUGGAAAGGAGUUAAUUGUGAUGAAGAUGUCAAUGAAUGUAGAAAUUAUGCUGGCACAGAUUUAGGAUGCCAAAAUGGUGCUACAUGCAUUAACAGGCCUGGCUCUUACGAGUGUAUUUGUAAGCCCGGAUGGUUUGGCCUACACUGUACCAGAAAAGAGAGAAAUUGUACUGGCAAUGACUAUGAAAUUUGCGGGCAUGGCACCUGUUUACAAGUAACCACUGGUGUCGGAAUAAAGUGCCUCUGUAAUCAGGGAUGGACAACAAAUGACACGAGUAUCGCAUGUCUCACUGACGUAAAUGAAUGUUUAUCAUCUCAAGGUCCUCGGUGUUCCAUAAACCCACCCGUCGAUUGCAUUAACCUACCUGGUUCAUUUGUUUGUGGCUCAUGUCCUGUCGGUUAUGAAGGAGAUGGUUACGUUUGUCAUGAUGUCGAUGAAUGUCUCACUUUGCCCAACGGUGGAUGCAGUUUGAGUCCGAGAGUAUCUUGUCAUAACACGAUAGGUUCUCGACUCUGUGGCCCCUGUCCACCGGGCUUUGAAGGUGACGGUGUUACCUGCACAUGGAGAGGUUCGUGCAGCAUAAACAGGGGUGGCUGCCAUCCUUCCGCUCAAUGUGUUGAAACUCCUGGCUAUGGAGGACAAAUAGUGCAAUGUGUUUGCCCGCAGGGCAUGUCAGGAGAUGGAAUUGGUACUAACGGAUGCUUUGUAGCUUCAAAUAAUCUAAGUAAUGGUACUGGAUGCGAAAACUAUCCUUGUGGGGCGUACGGCGUCUGUCAUCAACUCCGUUUCGGAUACACCUGUAUAUGUGAUGAAGGAUAUGGCGGCGUUCACUGUGACAUUCAAUCUGGUAUCUGUUCCAACAACCCCUGUUUAAAUGGUGGAACGUGUAGAAGCGAUGGAAGAUCGGCGCGACGAUUUCGAUGUGAAUGUACAGCUAUGUUUACGGGUGAUUUGUGUCAACUUCGAGUAGAAAUAUGUGGCGGUGUGCUCGACGCGGAAGAAGGUAGUAUAAUUUAUCCUCCAACUAACACAACAUAUAGACCAAAUGCACGAUGCGCAUGGGUAAUACACACAUCUCCAGAUAAAGUUAUUAAUGUGACCUUUAGUAAAUUCCAUUUAGAACAUCACGCCGAAUGUUAUUAUGAUUUUGUUCAAAUUCAUGACGGCAGAAGUUCAGCCAGCCAGCUAGUAGGUAGGUUUUGUGGUAAUGAUUUGCCAAAAGGAGGAAACAUUAUAUCUAGUCACAAUAAUUUAUACUUUUGGUUUCGUUCCGAUCAAACUAUAUCGGGAGAGGGAUUUGCCUUGCAUUGGAACAGUAUAAGUCCAAUUUGUGGAGGUAUUAUUGAUGCUACUCAGCAUGGCCGGGUUAAUUCGCCAGGUUCACCUGGUCCAUAUCCCCCAAAUCGUGAUUGCUAUUGGCGCUUAAACACAAAUUUAGGUAAAAGAAUACAAUUACAUUUCUUCCAGUUGGAUUUGGAAACACACCCAAAUUGUAGUUUUGAUUAUCUAGCAAUAUACGAUGGAUUACACGAUACCGAUCCAUUGUUAAAUAAAUACUGUAAUUCCUCUCAACCGGCACCAGUGCAAUCAUCGAGUCCCGAAAUACUUAUUCAUUUUCAUUCUGAUGCCUAUGGAUCUGGAAAAGGCUUUCAAAUCACUUAUGCCCCGGUGGAAGGUGUGCCUGGUUGCGGUGGCUUUUAUACUGCUGACAAAGGUGAAAUAACUUCCCCAAGUUACAACAGUAAAUAUCUUAAUAAUCUUAUUUGCGAUUACAAAAUACAAACUAGCCCCGAAACAAAAGUUCGAGUCACAUUUCGGUCUUUCAAUUUAGAGAGGUCAUUUAGAUGUAGAUUUGAUUAUAUCGUAAUUUAUGACGGACCUAAUGAGGAUUCUAAGCAGGUAGGCAAAUUUUGUGGCAAUACGAUUCCAAAGAGCUACACGUCGUCUUCCAAUAGUUUAUUUAUUAGAUUUAAAUCAGACCAAAGCAUAUCUUCAGGUGGGUUUAAAGUUGCAUAUGAAUCUAUUUGCCAUAAAUCAAUAAUGGGAGAUAGUGGAAUUAUAAAAUCACCAGGCUAUCCUUUCAAAUAUCCCAAAAAUACAGUCUGUGAAUAUGUUAUAGGAACAUCUCCGGGAAAAAUUGUACAGCUGUCAUUUCAAGAUUUCGAUAUUGAAGAUAAUCGAUUUUAUAAUUGUCAAUAUGACUAUGUAGAGGUCCGUGAUGGACCAACAUCUAAUUCAUCACUGCUUGGUAGAUAUUGUGGGGGUUCAGAUCAUAUUCCACCGAUACAAACGUCUUCUUUUAAUUAUUUGUUCAUCGGGUUCCAUUCUGACAUGAGUAUAUCGGGGACAGGUUUUUUCGCAAAUUACACGACUUUAGAUAUAGAAUGCGGAGGUAUAUAUAGGGAAACGACGGGACUUAUAAACUAUCCGGGUUCCGGUAAGGUAUAUUAUAAGAACGAUCAGUCGUGUACGUGGCUUUUGAUUGCGCCCGAAGCAAUGCACAUUAAAUUGACAUGGAAUAGAUUCGAUACUGAGAUACAAUUCACUUGUGAAAAUGACUUUCUAGAAUUGAUUGAAAUUGAUGAUGAUUAUAAUAUAAAUGGUACUAGUUUAGGUAAAUAUUGCGGUAAAUCACUUCCACCAGCUUUAACUACCACAUCAAACAAACUAAUGAUAAAGUUUCAAUCGGAUUUAAGCGUCAAUGGUCUCGGCUUUUCACUUUCAUAUACAUUUAUAGAUGAAAAAUCACACUGUGGCGGUGUUUAUAUUAAAACGAGUGGUUACAUACAUUCUCCUGGGUGGCCGGACAAUUAUGAACCCAACAAAGAUUGUACUUGGACGAUUUCUGUGCCUAUUGGCCAGCAAAUUGCCUUAAAGAUUAAAGAUUUUGAUUUAGAAAUGCCUAUUAGAGAAAAAUGUGAUUUAGGUGAUUAUUUGUUGAUUAGAGAUGGAUCAUCUGAUAGCGCACCUUUGCUUGCUAAAUUAUGUGGCUCUUUUAAAACAAAACGUAUCGUCUCCACCGCUCACAAUCUUUACAUUCACUUCCAUUCCGAUUUCUAUUUAUCGGGGAAAGGAUUUAGUAUAGAAUGGGAUGGAGCACUAAGGGGCUGUGGCGGGACAUUAACAAGCGUCGCCGGAUCGAUAUCCUCUCCUAAUUAUCCACAAGAUUAUAACGACGAUGCGGAAUGUUUCUAUAAAAUUGUUACUAGUAGUGGCUCGCGUAUACGAAUUGUGUUUGCAGACUUGGACUUAGAACAAACAUUGAACUGUAGGGACGACUAUGUAGAAAUAUAUGACGGACGCGAUGUCUAUGCCCCUAGUUUAGGGAGGUUUUGUGAUUUGAAUAAUAAUCAGACCAGUAUUGAAACUAAAAGCAACUAUGCAUUCAUAAAGUUUAGAUCAGAUAUAUUUUUGGGUGGAAAAGGAUUUUUGCUUAAUUAUGAAACAAUUUGUAAUACAAAUAUAAGCGGCAGCUACGGCGUUAUAGAAAGUCCUGGAUAUCCUAACAAUUAUCCUCUUAAUUUGAAUUGUAUUUGGAACAUCACAGUUGGAUUGGGCAAUAAAAUAAAUAUAACCUUCACCCAUUUUAACAUCUUUUCUUUUCAAUAUAGACCCCGAUUAAGAGGCAUUCCACCUUGGAACAGAUAUCGGAGUCCUUGGGUCGUUCAUAAUAGUUCUUUUAAUUAUUCUCCCUUAUACCACACUUAUAUACAAGGGGGUCCACAAUGCGAAUCAUAUUUACAAUUUAAGGAGAUAACUGAAGAAAAUUUUUCGGACAAGCUCUGUGGUACCUCACUGCCACCUCCAAUUUCAACGAAAAGUAAUUCAAUGCAAAUUAAUUUUGUCAGUGGCUAUUUCAAUGCUGCUAAUGGAUUCAGGCUGGAAUGGGUGAAAGAUGGAUGUGGCGCAUACCUGAAAAAACAGCGUGGUGAUAUUGAGCUACCUAAGAAUAUAAUAUAUUCUAACAAAGGUCUAGAAUGUGAAUGGGUGAUAGAAACGCUACCAGGGAGCCGAGUGACUGUAAUAUUAAACGAUAUAUUUGUUGAGGAGACAAAGAACUGUACAGUCGAUUCCAUCGAAUUUUAUAAUGGGCAAAGCAGUUCAUCCCAUUUGAUAAGUAAAAUAUGUCACCGGGGUUCUAACACCAUCCAAUCAAGCAGUAACUAUAUGUUUGUAAAGUUUGUUAAAAAGUCUUCCUUACGAGAUGUCUACUUUUCAGCUUAUUAUGAUUCGGAUACGUCUGGUUGCGGUGGUCGCAUAACGUCUCGCACCGGUGUCAUAACAUCCGAAAACUAUCCGAAAAACUACAAUGAUAAUAUGGAUUGCUUAUGGUACAUAACGGUACCGGAUAAUCAUAGAAUAGAAUUGAAUUUUCUGGAUCUUGAUCUUUACUCGGUCGACGAUGAUGAUGAAAGUUAUUGUGGUGACUCCAUUAAAAUAUAUGAAAAUUCGUAUAUUGCAGAUACUAAUUAUACUCAUCUUAUAUGCCCCAAGUCAAACGUGUCUCAAAUAAUUUCCAACACAUCUUAUAUGGUAUUACAAUUUACUACGGACACAUUUGGCUCGGCGAAAGGAUUCAAAGCUAACUUUUCUGCCACCUGUGGUGCUGUUAUAGAAGCAAAGUAUGAUGGCGUUAUAACCAAUGAUCGGUUUCUCAGCCAAAAUCUUCAUAAUUGUACUUGGGUUAUCUUAUCACACGAUUUAGGAGAAAAAAUAAAACUUACCAUGGAACACAUGUCAAUACCGCGUACAAUUGAAAAAGUUUCAAAUAAAGAAUGCCCUUCAUCCUUUUUUAAAAUUUUUGACGGUAACGACAUUAACUCUCCAGUAAUCGGAGAAUUUUGUGGUUAUAAGGUUCCUAGUGAAAUUGUCAGUCACGGCAGUGCACUAACAAUUAUGCAUGGAACAUAUGGGGACACUUUGAGCGGUUCUUUUACAGCGCACUAUUCGACUUUAUCAAGCGCCUGUGGAGGCACAGUAUUAUCUGAAGAAGGGUCAAUCGCAUCGCCAAAUUAUCCGCUCUCUUACCCUCUCGGAACUAAUUGUGAAUGGACAUUACAAGCAUCUCCCGGAAACAGUAUGUAUGUAACGUUUGAAGCUUUCAAUAUAGUUAACUCAGAUCGCUGCAAUGAAGAUUACUUAGAAAUACGAGAAAAUAAUGGUGGCGGUCGGUUGCUGGGAGUUUAUUGUGGUGAAACUGUACCGGUUAAUACCACUACUGGUUCAGCAAUUUACAUAAAAUUUCAUAGUGGUUAUCUAAGUUCCGGUACAGGUUUCCUGGCUCAUUUUGGAAUUCUGCACCAAAAUGAGAUAACUGAGAAAUCCCAAGGAGAAAUAUCGUCCCCGCUUUAUCCUCACGCCUACAACAGAGAAGGUGAAUUUUCAUGGCGUAUUAUUGGUAAACUGACCAGUAGUAUUACUUUAAAUAUCAAUGAAUUAGUAAUUCCAAAGCGAGGGGAAGUUUGUGAUAGUAAACUUAUUAUUUACGAUGGUUAUGACGAAGAAGCACCAAUACUCGAGACAGUAUGUGGUAUAAUAAGAAAUGAGGAUAAAAUAUUGACUGCUAGAAGUUCUCUCGUGUAUAUACGAUUUGUCAUAACUGAACCAGACAUUGAUACCGUAUUCAACAUAAAGUGGUCUCAAACUCAAUCAGAUUUGAUCAGAACAGAAGGUGGAACGUUGAAAAGAUGUGGUUAUAAUGAAAGCAGAGUUAUAGCCGGCGGGGCAGUGGUUAAUUUUCAUUCGCCCAACUAUCCAGAAGAAUAUGGUGAAAAUUUGUUUUGUGAAUGGGUGUUUGAAGCAACUGUAGGUCGCCAUUUGCAAUUAAACUUUAAUGAUUUUAAAUUAGAAGAAUCUUCUGCAUGCUAUGCCGAUCAUGUAUCAAUAUAUUCGCGAAACUUGAAAGAAGAUUGGAAAUUAGUAAAAGAAAAUCUUUGUUUAUUUGAGAAUGCAAAGCAAGGAUUUGAAAUAUCACAGUUACUAAAGGUAAUAUUACAAACAGACAGUUCAAUUGCUGAGAAGGGUUUCUCCGCUAGUGUAAAAUCAAAAUGUGGAGGACUUAUUUCUAAGGAGUCUGGUACGAUUGAAUUCUCUUGGGACGAACGUGAUUUUAGAAAUAACAUCCGCUGCAAUUGGACAAUCAAAGUUCGACCUGGCCGCACAGUUAAAAUAGAUUUUGAGCAUUUCAAUAUAACAAAUGAGCUCGAGUGUAAUCAGUAUGUAAUGAUUCGAAAUGGUGAAAGUUUCGAGUCUCCUAUAUUAGGGGCGGGUAAAUUUUGUGGAUAUUCACAUGAAGUUAGGGAAAGCCUAAUAUCGUCAGGCAAUGCCAUUUACGUAAGUUAUGUUAACAAUAAUCACCACAUUACUUCCGUAGUAACGACAUUCGAAACCUUCAAGUUGCGUUUUGAAGAGAAAAACAUAGAAUGUGGCUCAACUUCGGCUAUAGAUAGUGACAAGAAAUGGGAAGUGAUAUCUUCCCCUAACUAUCCAUCAGUACCAAUGCCCUAUUCAGAAUGUGUGUGGGUAUUAACAGGACCACCUGGAGAAAAAUUGAGAAUAGAAUUUAUCGAUAGAUUUGACAUUGAUGGACGAGAUGAUUGUAAAGACGAGUCAAUCGAAGUACAUGAUGGCGCAUCAGCGUUGGCUCCAACGAUUGGUGUAUACUGUGGAACUAAGCCAGGUACAGUCAGAUCAAGCAGUAAUGCCCUAUACAUUAAAUAUUCAACGAUGUUGUCUGAGCCAAGAAAUGGUUUCAAGGCGAAUAUUUCUACUGAUGUGUGUGGCGGAACUAUUAUAGCUGAAUCCGGAGAAAUUACAUCGCCGGGAUAUCCUCAUAUGCUUAUCUUGCCAACGGGAUCUUUAUGUAGAUGGCAUAUUAUAUCUCCUUUAAAAAAUGUUAUUAAGUUUUAUAUGGUAGAUUUUAAUAUUCCAGAAUCAAGGCACGAUUGUCAAAUAAAUGUAACCGUCAUGGAAUCACUACCGAUGAACAAAACCGCUUCAAAUCUAAUGGAGUUUUGUAGUGAUGCUCCUCCAGUAUCAAACACUGUUAUAGAAACGAGUACGAAUGAAGCGACUAUAUCAUUUUUUGUGGGAGAUCCUAGUUCAUACACUCAAAUAUCUGAGUAUAAAGGUUUCAAAAUGACAUUUAAUUCAUCAAGACCUUCAUGUGGUGGGACGCUAAUGCAGUCUGAAGGCUAUUUGACAACACCCGGUUAUCCUCGCACAACUUCAUUGCGUUUUUGCCAGUGGUUAGUAUUCAUACCCGAUAGAACAAGAAGAGUGAAACUAGAAAUUAUUGAUUAUAACGAGAAUGAAAGAAUAGGUAUUUACAAUGACGCUACAUUUGAAUCUCUUAUAGAUAUAUAUAGCGGAAAGAAUAUAAGCGGAAAUCCUUUGAUUUAUGAAUCUUCAGGUAAUACUAUUGCAGUGUAUCUACUUAUGAAAAUGUCUUCAUCUCAAAGUUACCCACAAAGAUUUAAAGCUAGGUUUACUUCGGAUGAACCUGCGUUAUGCGGUGAUAGUCUUCAGGGUACAAGUGGUAAAAUUACUGCUCCUGAUUUACAGCGCUCUUACGUCUGCAAGUGGACGUAUAAUUUCGCGGAUAGCUACAAAUUUAGCAAUUACUCUGAUUACAAUACUAUGUUUAUAAGUAUUACUAACACAUUUUCCCGGGAAUCGAAAUGUUAUUAUUCCCAUUCAAGGCUCAUUAUUGAUGUUCCAAUUGAAAAUACAGGUCAAAAAUUCACUCGAACUGUAUGUGGAAAUCAAACGGAAAUUUCCUAUAGAAUCCCGCUUACAUCAUUAACACUGAGGGCAAUUCAAGUUAAUCUUGAACCUCUUUUGUUUAAUGUUGAAUGGAAACUUCAGCCAUGUGGAGGAGUUGUUCAUCUCUCACAAGAACCCAGAAAUAUGUUGAAUAUACCAAAAUCAUUUAAUCAUACUUUAGAUUGUGGAUGGAUAGUAAUCGCUCCUCCUGGAGUUAGAAUAGAAACAAGUAUUGAGGGAAUCUUUAACCACGAUUGUUCAGAUGAAUUUUUAACUGUUCAUCAUGGUUUGACACAAUCAAUGUCUGUUUUAGAGUAUUGCAAAAAUAAAAUACCCGCAAAAUCAAUCGUUACAUCUUUUAUGAAUACAUUCAUCCAGUAUCAUUCUAAAGCUCAACAAUCUACUAAUUUAAAACUGGUUAUGAAAGUUGCUAGCAGCCAGUGUGGCGGCUAUUUAGAUGGGUAUGAAAGAAUAUUUUCCUCACCUAACUACCCAAAUCAUUAUGAUGAAAAUACAGAAUGUACUUGGGUAAUACAAGCAUCUAUAGGUUACAGAGUUUCACUUUCAUUUUUUCAACGAUUUGUUGUAGAAGAUACCGUUAAUUGCACUAAAGAUGCAGUUAUUAUAUAUGACUGGGUAAAUGGAUCAUACCAGGAAUUGGCUAAACUGUGCGGGCGAGAAAUUCCAUCUGUAUUAAAUUCAACUUCAACUCGGAUGAAAGUCGUUUUUCGUACUGAUUCUAAUAUUAAUCUAGAUGGUUUUACAGCAGAGUGGACUGAAAUUUGUGGCGGUGUAUUCACAGCUACGGAUAUAGAUCAAUUUAUUUACAGCCCUGGAUACGGCAGCGGUUAUGGUCCGUUACUUGAUUGUUCAUAUGAAAUUCUUGCUCCGACAAACAACAAGUUAAUCGUGCAGUUUCAAGACUUUGCGCUUGAAGGUAUCUACCCAGAAUGUAAAUAUGACAAUCUCACCAUAACUGGUGAGCGUGAAUACAACUUUCUAUUAAAGAUAUUUUGUGGUAAACAUAUCCCACCAAUUUUAGAGAACUAUGAGAAAGUCAUGAUAAAUUUCAAAACAGAUAGUAUUGGUCAAGAUAAAGGCUUUAAACUGUCAUACUCGUUGUAUAAGUGUGGUGGAAAAAUCACUGAGCCUACAAUGAUUAGAACAGGAUCCGCUGAAGAAUAUUUUAACGGCCUUAAUUGUACUUGGAUAAUUGAGGCCCCUUCAGAUAAAGUUGUCAUAGUUAACUUUGCAUAUAUUGACAUAGAACCACAUUAUUCCUGUUCCAAUGAUUAUAUUGCUGUUUUUGAUGGAUCGCAAAUAGAAAAUGAUCACCGAUUAGCUUUGUUAUGCGGAAAAAUUAAUUCUUCUACUGUAAUAAAGAGUAAUAGUAGUAGGGCAAUUGUACAAUUUGUGUCUGAUGACUUUUUGAACUACAAAGGCUUUCAGGCCCAAAUUAGUUUCAGCUAUGGCGAAGCCGUUGGAUGUGGAGGUGUUAUCAGUUUAUUAUCUGUUACUCAAUACUCUUUAAAAUCCCCACGGAUAGGUAAUUCAUUUGUAUACGAAAACUACUUAGAUUGCCAUUGGUUUGUGAAUGCCCCAGAAGAUCAUGUUGUUAAAGUUGAAUUUACAGCUUUUCAUGUAUCACCAUGCGCUGAUGUGAAUCAAACAGCGAUAGGUAUUAGAAAAUGCAGCUGUGACUUCGUUGAGAUACGCGAUGGGCUCAAUCCAAAUAGUCUUUUGAUUGAUAAGUUCUGUGGGCACACUUUGCCACCUGCGAUAGUAUCAUCGACUAAUGUUUUAAGUAUCAGAUUGUCAACUGAUGGUGAAAUAGUGAGUUCUGGCUUUGAAAUAAGUUUAAGUGUACAGUCUUCCAGAUGUUAUCCAACAGAAAUAUCGAUAGAUUUUAAUGUUAAAAAAAUACAAUCGCCUGGAUUUGAAAAUGGUAUUGUCCCGCGGGGAUUACAUUGUAAAUACUUUCUGAAGGAAUCUAGGUCUUUCGAUGCAAUACAUUUACGAGUAAACUAUCUUGACUUAGAACCAGGUACAGGAAAUCAUUGUAUAAACGACAAGCUGAUUAUAACAAGUGUUCCUCAAACACAUAAUCUCACCAUAGGAAAAAAUUUUGUAUUGAAUAAAAACAGCGACAAUUUCUUUGUAUACUCAUCAUUGUAUGAUCCCCUUUUAACGUUUCCGGAACACUUUGUUUUGUGUGGGUCAAAUAAGUCAUUUGAUUUCUAUUUACACGGCAACAUUAAUAUCAAUCUAAUAACUUCCGCUGAGACCACUUUAACUCACAAAGGUGUAGAAUUGGAGGUGGCAUACGUUGGUCACUGUGGAGGAAAAGGAAAUUAUACAGAGCCUUAUGGACAUAUAGUAAACAGUUUUUAUGAAGAUCACAAUGACAAACUAGUUAGUUGCUCUACAUUAAUAACUGCUCCGGAAAAUUACACAAUAUCGAUAUAUAUAAAUGAACUAUACCCUAGCUAUUUCCACGAUAUAGCUUAUUUUGAAAUUCUUGACGGUGAUAAAUUGUCGUCUCCAAGUUUAUGUAAGGUCCAAUCAACGUUUAAUAUGCAAUCAGUAAGUUCGACAGGAAGAUAUUUGCUGUUGCACACUGUGAUGAAAGGCACUGAGCAAAUAAUUUAUAAUAUCAAUUAUGUUACAACAGACAAAGGGCGGGGAUGUGGAGGAAAACUUGUAAAUGAGUUGGGUAGAAUAACAAGUCCUAUGUAUCCAGACGUUUAUAGAAAGCGUUCAACGUGUGAAUGGGAGCUUGAGACGCCGAUUGGCACUCGGCUCCGACUGCACUUUAGUGAAUUUGAUUUAGGUGUUCUAUGCGAUCAGAAUUAUGUUAGUUUGGUUGAUAGGAAUGGCAACUUCGUUUCAUCAUAUUGUUCUGAAACGCCGGCUGACUAUACUAGCGAAGACAAUUAUGUUAAAGUUGUUUAUACCACUACAAUGAGCAAUGGUGGGACUGGCUGGGUAGCAGAUUUUGUAGGUAUUCUUGAUUUUUAA
Molecule: messenger RNA, 11301 nt
Organism: Pieris macdunnoughi
Lineage: Eukaryota; Metazoa; Arthropoda; Insecta; Lepidoptera; Pieridae
Source: the annotation of a GenBank genome assembly